UGCUGAUGGGUGGGGCUGUUUAUGACUCAAAGUGACGCAGCCUAGACAAUUGACUGUGCCAGGAAUGUCUACGGCUGAAUAUGUUAUGCGGUUAUAUGGCCUUGUGUUAUGCAUCGAGCGGCGGUUAGUUGCGAGUUACGUUAUUGUAUGGGUGCUGCCGAUGCCUGUAAUCAGAGAUUAUUUUUACGUGUUGUGUCCGUGAAAAUCGUGGUGAUUUUUCGUUCCUCAAUGACAGCUUAGCGACUUACAGAUCAACCCGUGCGCCUGAGCGUUUCACAGAGGCUUCAGCUCAAGUGAGAGAGCUGCUCUUGCACCGUGAAGUCAAGCAUUGUGUCAGUGGUCAGUGCCUAUUUCAUAUUUGGAUACAUUAAUUAAACUGUGUUCAUAUGUGUCCAAUGUGAUAUUGGCACACAAGUGACGACUGAAUGAAGCAUUUGUGAGCUAAAUGUGAGACCCGCUGUAGUGAUGUGACGUGUGAUACCUACAUCAAGAUAAUGUCGAGGCUGGCAGAUUACUUUGUAGUGGUUGGAUACAACCAUGAAAAAGACAAACAAGGCGUCAGCUGCGGAAAAAUCCUACAGCGAUUCCCUGUCACCGACUGGGAUGACACCGCCUUCAUCGAUGGCAUCGAGCUGUUCUGCCAGCCGCAGGGCUGGGCGCUCUCCACGGAGCGUCUGGAGCCGCGCUUCUUCGUCUCUGUUCUCACAGACGUGGAUGCCGAGCGACACUACUGCGCUUGUCUCACCUUCAACGAGACGGUCACCAUCCAGCCCAGCAAGCCAGUCGAUGAGGAAGAGGAGACAUUCAGUGGCGAGCGGAACGGCCUGCAGCGUCUGCCGACCAUCACCCACCACAGCGUCAUGUACGCACCCAAGGCGCUAGUGCUCGUCUCGCGACUGGACUACUUCGUCACAUUCCGGAACUGUUUGGGCAUUUUGUACGCGGUCUACAUGGACAGUUUAGGUCCCGAGCUGGAGGCGCUAGUAGGCAAUAUUCUAGGCUGUGUUCAGGUUCCCCCUCCGGGCGGCCCCCAGGUGCGGUUCAGUAUCGGUGCCGGUGACCGACAGGCGCUGCAGCCGCCGCUAUCCCCCUCCAUACCGACCACGGGAGUGGCGGUGGCACAGCUGUUCGGGCAGCUCGGCAUUAAGAACGUAAUGACGCUGUUCUGUGCGGCGAUGACGGAGCACAAGAUCCUGGUGCACUCGACGGCCUACUCACGGCUGACGGAAGCGUGCCACGCGCUCACUUCGCUCAUGUACCCCUUCAAGUACAGUUACGUGUACAUCCCGGUGUUGCCGUCGUCUCUUCUGGAGGUGGUGACCACGCCGACUCCCUUCAUCAUGGGAGCGCAUUCGUCCGUACUGCACGGCAUGCCAGACCUGAUGGACGUCAUCGUGGCAGACCUGGACGGCGGCUGUGUCAGCGUGCCCGAGUCGUGUAUGAUUCCCCAGCUGCCCGAGCCGGUCCGCUCGCUGGCACUUCACAGCCUCUCACAGGUGCUGCAUCCCGAGCUGCACCGGUCCGACUUCGCCUUCCCCACACCUGUGCGGCCCUCGGCGCCCAUGAUCCUGGACAAGGAGAUCCGCGCCGUGUUUCUGCGGAUGUUUGGCCAGCUGCUGCAGGGCUACCGCAACUGUCUGACGCUCAUCCGGAUACACCCCACGCCAGUCAUCACCUUCCACAAGGCAUCGUUUCUAGGCCAGCGCGGCAUGGUGGACUGCUCCUUCACGGCCCGCCUCCUGGACUGCAUGUUCUUCACCUCGUUCAUCGCCGAGCGCGGCCCGCCCUGGAGGCCGUGUGACAUCUUUGACGAGGUGUACUGCGGCGUCAACGAGAUGGUGCGGCAGGAGACGGCUGACCGGAGUUUGACCGUCACACAUGUGCAGGAGCUGGCGCAGAACCUGUACAACAACGAGAUCCCCAGUCAGCAGCCGUACGUGGAGAAGAUCCCGCGGCCCACUGAGGGCUCGUUCCGGCGUAUCCACCAGCCCGUGUUCCCCACGCUGAACGUGCACGCUGUCCAGCAAGUCAUCGAGGAGGGUCGCUCCAAGACCAACCUCAAACAGAGGUUGGCGGCCAUCAAGCCUCAGCCGAACCGGAUCGUGCCGAUGGGUCCUCACAUCUCCACCCUGCAGCAGGAUGGCCGACAGAUCGUCAACAACUCGGCAAGGCGGCUCGAGGUGCUGCGAAACUGCGUCAGCUGCAUCUUUGAGUCGAAGAUCUCGGACGCACGCAAGUCUUUCCCGGCCGUGCUGCGUGCGCUGAAGAACAAGUCUGCGCGCCUGGCGCUAUGCCACGAGCUCUCGCAGCACGUGAUCGGCAACAAGGCCAUCCUGGACAACGAGCAGUUCGAGCUGGUGGUGCGACUGAUGAACUGCGCCCUGCAGGACGACUCUACAAUGGACGAGCACGGUGUGGCGGCGGCCAUCCUGCCUCUGGCCACCGCCUUCUGUCGACGGCUCUGUACGGGCGUCAUACAGUUCGCCUACACAUGUAUCCAGGAGCACACGGUGUGGGGUAACCUGCAGUUCUGGGAGGCGGCCUACUACCAGGACGUGCAGCGGGACGUACAGAGGCUGUACGCGCCGCGCCACGAGGGCCGCUACGGCGUCAUAGACGCCACCGGCUCUCAGUUCGGCUCACUGGAGGGCGACAGGGACCCGGGCGCCCCCGGCUGGCGGCCCGACAGGAAGACCGCCGAGCCGGCUGUGCUGGAGCUGGCGGCCGACCAGCUGCGCAUGAGGUCACAGCUGGAGGAAGCCAAGCUUCAGGAGCUGUCCAGUACCGAGGAGUCCACCGUGUACAGUCAGGCCAUCCACUAUGCCAACCGCAUCGUGUACCUGCGCGUACCUCUGGACGUGGUCUCACACCGGCAGCGGAUGAACAACUACAACGAGCGCGGCGAGAGCAACAGCAACAGUGUCACCAACAGCGUGGCGGACGCGGAGACGGACAGUCUGACGGCCGAGUCGGGGUUCGAGGACCAGGAGGUGACCUCUGCUGGCGUGGAGGUGACCCGCUUCGUGUCCCGCUUCGUCGACAAGGUCUGCACCGAGGGACACGUCACACAGGAGCACAUCAGGCAACUACAUCAGAUGGUGCCCGGUGUAGUGGCCAUGCACAUCGAGACGCUGGAGGCGGUCAGCAAAGAGUCCAAGCGGCUGCCGUCAACAAAGAAGCCGAAGAUCCUGAUGCCGUCACUGCUGCCGGGCGAAGAGCUGCUGCUUGAGGCAGUGCGCUCCUACCUUCUCCCCGACGGACGGGAGGAGAUGACGGGAGCCCUCGGUGGUCCGGCCUUCCUGCCCGCCGAGGGAGCCUUCUUCAUCACAAACUACCGGCUCAUCUUCAAGGGCGCGCCCUGUGACGCGUUUGCGAGCGAGCUGGCCAUCGUACGAUCGCUACCCAUCUCCUCCCUGACCAAGGAGAAGCGAAUCAGCGUCCAGUACCUGCCCCACCUGGACCAGUGGCUCCAGGAGGGACUCCAGCUCCGGUCCAACACAUUCCAGCUGAUUAAGCUGGCGUUUGACGAGGAAGUGACGGCUGAGUCCAUCGAGAGGCUGAAGAAGCUCAUCCAGCGGUUACGCGCGCCGCCGAGCAUCGCCGAGCUGUUCGCCUUCCGCGGCCAGCACUUUGUCGCCGCGUCAGCCGGCUCCAAGGACAAACAGAAAAACGCCACGCUACGGGGGUUCGCCAAGAAGACCCUGCUACGCACGGCGCGGAAAGCGGGCCUAAAAACCAAGGCGUCCAAGCGGCAGAAGUACGUUCUGUCGGUGGACGGGCGCGCAAUGACGUCACCGGGACGGAUGAGUCUGCCGCCGGCCGACAGCCUCGAGUACCUGCCCGGACACGAGGAUGAACUGUCUGUGGUGGACGAGUCGGAGGUGUCCAGCCAGGCGGGCAGCAGCUCGUCCCACCUGCAGACCACGCCCGUAGAGUCCGUCUCCAUGGAGCGACUCACAGAGCGCAGCUACUACAGGGACUGGCAGCGGCUGGGUCUCGGUCAACUGACUAGCUCCACAUUGAAGAGGAUGGAGCCGUUCAGGGUGACGGCCGCCAACAGCUCCUACACCAUCUGCCGCAGCUACCCUGCACUUCUCCCUCUACCGUGCCACAUCUCUGACAUCUCGGCGGCCAAGGUGGCGCGCUGUCACCGGCACGGCCGCCUGCCUGUGGCCACUUGGAAACACCCGCGCACCCGCGCCCUCCUCCUGCGCGGAUCGACCUUCUACGGAAAGGGCGUCCGGGGAAUCAUCAUGGCGCAUCAGGCCACCAGCUCGUCGAGCGACACCUCGGUGGCUCUGGAGCAGGAGAAGUACAUGUCGGCGGUGGUGGCGGCCACGCCGCUGUCCGUGCCGCGACCGGGCUCCUCGUGGGCCGGCCUCUCCGACUCGUCUCUCUCCAUCGACUCGCUGGUACUACAGGCGGCCUCGGCACAGCCGGACGCGGCCGCCGCCGCCGGCUACCCGACCCUCACCCCCGAGAUGGGGAGGAAAGUCAACCCGUUCUCCAAGGCGAUGAAUACGCUACGUAUGAGCAGCGGGCCGGGCUACCGCGGCUCGCUGCGCCGCGGCGUCGUCUCCGGCAGUGCCCUGCGCUCCUCGUCGGCAGCUACGCUCGGACAGAUGAUGCUCAGCGUGUACAAGCCCAGCUUCUCGCCCCGUUCGCCCGACUCGGAACAGGGCCACCACCACCACCAUCACCCGGUGGGGGGCUCAGACGGAGCUCACACCUUCCAGAAGGCGAGCCUCUACGUGUUCGGCGACCGCGCCCACAUCAAGACGGACUCGUUCCCAAAGACCGACUUCAUCCCGGUGGAGUACUCGGAGGUGAAGCAGGUCAAAGUCGCCUUCAAGAAGCUGAUGCGCGCGUGUGUACCCAGCACGGCGGCCGCGGAACGGGAUCAGACUUUCCUCAGGGCGGUGGAGGCCUCCGAGUGGCUGCCGCAGAUCCAACGGAUCAUGCAGGUGGCCGGCGCUGCGGUAGACCUGAUUGACGUCCAGGGCUCCUCCGUGAUGCUCUGUCUGGAAGACGGAUGGGAUCUGACCGCCCAGAUCUCGUCAGUGGCCCAGCUGUGCCUGGACCCGUACUACCGAACCCUGGAAGGUUUCCGUGUGCUCGUCGAAAAGGAAUGGCUCGCCUUCGGCCAUCGGUUCUCACACCGCAGCAACCUGACGCAGGCGUCGAUGGCCAGUGGAUUUGCGCCCAUCUUCCUCCAGUUUCUGGAUGUGGUCCAUCAGAUCCAGCACCAGUUUCCGCUGUCGUUCGAGUUCAACUCGUACUACCUGCGCCUGGUGGCUUACCACACAGUCAGCUCCCGGUUCCGUACGUUCCUGCUCGACUCGGAGCUGGAGCGCGUCGAGACGGGGCUGAUGGCUGCGGAGGACCGCUGUGGCAGCCUGAGUAGACACCUGCGCCGCUUCGACCCCAGCCAGCUGGACGAGGAUGCCUUCCCUGGCGUGCCCAGCGGCCGGCCGGCCGGCGGUUCAUCCUCGCACGGAGCCGGCGGAGCUCAGCAGACCCAGUCUGUAUUCGACUACAUCGACCGACACGCGGCGCGGUCACCCCUCUUCCACAACUUCUACUACGUGCCGGACACGGAGAACCCGGUGCUGCGGCCUUACUGCGCGCUCAGCAGCCUGCUGCUCUGGGACUACUACUGCGGGGAGACGCUGGCGCGAGGGCCGAGCUACGAUCUGGAGGUGGUGGCGCUGGAUGGGCAGCGCCAGGAGGAGACGGAGGCGGCGGACGGCAGCGCCAGCGCCAGCGGGAGGAGGACGCUCACCGCCGGGUACGACCCCCCGCAUCAGCUGUCGGACGUGUUCUCCUAUUAUCUGGAGGAGAUCCACCGGCUGGAGACGGAGCUGGGCCACCUACCGCAGCAGUGGAAGAACGUCUGGGACAAGAUGGAGGUGCCCAACACCGACUCUCUGACGCGUCAGGCGUCAUUCAACACGCAGAUGAUACGUCACCACGGCCGUUACUUCCACAAGCGCUCCACCAUCGACCUGAUUCUGCGGGGUAAGAUGGCCGGCGGUAGCGCGGCCGGCGCCGGCGCCGCGGCCGGUGUCGACUCUGCCCAGGUGUACUCGGCGCCGCAUCGGUUCGAGAAGUGUAACUACACGACACCGACCUACUGCGACUACUGCAACCACGUCCUCUGGGGACUGGUCAAGACGGGCAUGCGGUGCGUGGACUGCGGCUACAACUCUCACGAGAAGUGUGUCGACCACGUGGCCAAGAACUGCACCAAGUACAAGGCGGUGCCGGAGCCAGGUGGUACACCAGGUGGCAAGGACGGCAACUACGAGCGGACCAGCAUCGGGUCUGCGGUGGCCUCCCAUCACCAUCAGACACCGUCGCAGCAGUUCUACGACCAGUUCUCGUCAAACGUCGCCGAGAACCGCACGCACGAGGGCUACCUGUACAAGCGCGGCGUGCUGCUCAAGUCGUGGAAACAGCGCUGGUUUGUGCUGGACUCUAUCAAACAUGAGCUCAGGUAUUACGAUGCGAUGGAGGACAGCCACUGUAAGGGCACGGUUAACCUAGCUGAGGUCGAGUCGGUGUCACUCGUUCCGCCGGCGCCCGGAGCACCAAAGAAAGUCGAUGACAAGGCCUUUUUCGAGCUGCGCACUACAAAGCGGUUCUACAGCUUUUGCGCCAACGAUGGGCCGUCAGCGCAGGAGUGGAUCGAAAAGAUCCAGGCCUGUCUACAGUAGCUGGGCGUGUGAUCUGGACGGCACUGGUCUCUGGAGGUUCGGCCGGCUGGUCCGGUCUGGUCUGGUCUGGUCUGGUCUGGUCUCUGACCGGCGCUUUUGACCGGGCUCGGACUGAUGGACCGAAACCGGGGACUUCCACCCGAAGUCAGGAAUGUCCCUGGUUGAGUCUGAACCCGAACUUCCUACCGGACCCGGCCGUCAUAGAGCGACUAGCGCAAUUACAUGUAUAGACCAAUGACCCCGCUGUACAGAGAGUAUAUAGCGCGUGUUGUACAUAUAGUCGCGGCGCGGCGCUGGCCGUCGCCCACACAUAUCUUCGGGACCUGUCCGUCAACACGGAGCCUAUCGCUGAGAGUGCUGUCUAUCGCAUGUGUAUGUAACUGCAUUGGCUGUACGUACUGUGUAUGUAUUGUACGUGAACGGCCGCCUAUGUGUGUGUACCUGCGGUUGUGUACGCUGUUGUGCUGAGCUGCGGCUUGUUCUGCUCCUGUUGGGUCGGUCUGGGACGAGUUGGUAGUGUCCCUGACCGAAUCAUCGCCUAAUGUAUGUGCUAUGGCUAUUAAUGCGUGUAUUGCGGCUACGUUGAUCGCUAGUGAAGGCCGACUGUCUGUCGACUGAAGGAGACUGUUCGGCUGCGCCCUGCAGAGAUAUUAAUACGGUCUUCCGCCGUGACCACUGACCUUGUGUGACGUGGAAGUGAACAACGCCGAUCGAGACUUGCCUGCGGUGGGACGCCGACUGCUGGGUUUUCCGCUGUGAAAGGCAUGUUUCAAAAAGGUAUUCCCCGUGAGGCCUGCGAUCUGUACAUGUUCUAAAAGUAGCCGGAUUUGUAAAAACCUGCGGGUGAGAUCUACGCGGUUAUCUGUCUGGCAUUACGGCAGUCUUUGCGUCACCGCAGAGCGAGGCCCUGUCGGCGUUCGGGCGGCGUUGCUCUCCGGUCGGCCGCUUAGCUCAGUACCCGGGCCGGGGAUAUGAUCGAGUCAGUGCCUGCAGCCGCCCGUCACACGCACAGCGUCCGCAGACAGACAUACUGACAGAGCGGCCCCAGUGGGCUGGCGGCGGGCCGAGGCUGUGCUGCGACCACGGGACGGGAUCUCGGGCGGACGGGGGGAGACGGAUAGACGGACGGCUUAGUGACAUGACGGAGAAAGUUACAAACGGACGAAUGGAUGAACAUUGAACAGACGUGCGGACGGAUGGAAACGGUCGCAGACGGAUAUACUGCCUGGUGACACGGACUGAGACAGUUACAAACUGGAUGAUAGACAUACACACGGCGAUUUAGGCAAACGGUGGGGUUGGUUGCAGACGUAUAGUCAAACGGAAACAGGACAUGAAAGCGGUUACAGUCCGAUAAACGGGACAAACUGGGUUACCGACUUAGACUGAGAAAGUUGCAGACGAUUGGACAGAUGAACGAACGGAAGCAGAUGAAAAUGACGACAAAACAAACAAAUUUGAAACGGACGGACGUAGGAAACCGGGGGAUGAAUGCCUGGCGGGCAGACCAGGCAGAAUCCUGACAAAGGUGAGACAGAUGGACAGACGAACAGACUGACAGAGGAUAACGUAGCCGUCUCAUCUCCCGCAGUACUGCCCACCUAAUGAUGACAAUGGUGAUUAUGCCGGUGAAUGUGUUGUCAGUCGCUGCCUGGUCAUGUGGUAAAUGCAGUGUUUUAUUGCUA
Molecule: messenger RNA, 8401 nt
Organism: Amphibalanus amphitrite
Lineage: Eukaryota; Metazoa; Arthropoda; Thecostraca; Balanomorpha; Balanidae
Gene: Sbf
Product: myotubularin-related protein 13-like
Exons: 40
Coding region: 495-6716 (2073 amino acids)
Source: RefSeq, a predicted model, not a curated record